AUGACAACCAUUGCUUCAUAUCAGUCGCCUUGGUUUCAUCACGGUCGGUUGAGAAGUUGGACGGUUGGCCUGUCGGUCAGUCGGUCGGUGAAACAAGCGGGUAGACCGGAUCGUGUCAAGAGACAAUCGGCGCCAAGUCGAGUCGAGUUGAGCUGGGACCGGUUGAGCCAAGGUAAGGUGCACCCGAGGUUUGCCCAAUCAGCGCUAAAGGUGCUCUAUCGAUCUCGGCGCCAGCAACGAGAGCAGAAAGCAGACGAUGCUGAAGAUGAUGCUGAUGUUGAUGCUAAUGUCAAUGAAAGAAACGAUCAUGAGGUGGUGGAGGAGGAGGAGGAGGAUGUAAAUAGGAGAAAGAAAAGUAUGUAG
This is a messenger RNA of Protopolystoma xenopodis, 363 nucleotides long. Lineage: Eukaryota; Metazoa; Platyhelminthes; Monogenea; Polystomatidea; Polystomatidae. The record is from the annotation of a GenBank genome assembly.